AUGUCUUCAAUUGAAUUCGCUGAGGCUUGGAUGUCUCUUUAUCGGAAUUGUUCGUUCGCAGCUCCUUUAUUUGGUAAACACUAUUAUUUUUUUAAAUUAUAUGCUUUGGAAAAUACUCUUAAUUUGCCAGCUGGUGCUAGUAAAAAGCAAGUUGAACAAGCCAUAAAAAAUCAUAUAAUUGCCGAGUUGGCUGAGGGAAUUUCUUAA
Molecule: messenger RNA, 207 nt
Organism: Ambispora gerdemannii
Lineage: Eukaryota; Fungi; Glomeromycota; Glomeromycetes; Archaeosporales; Ambisporaceae
Source: the annotation of a GenBank genome assembly